Clarias gariepinus (North African catfish) is the source of this 5120-nucleotide messenger RNA. RefSeq names its product dystrobrevin, beta a (gene dtnba). The transcript is spliced from 21 exons. Bases 268 to 2232 code for a protein of 654 amino acids. The record is from RefSeq and is a predicted model, not a curated record. Gene Ontology annotation, biological process: synaptic signaling. Gene Ontology annotation, cellular component: plasma membrane; synapse. Lineage: Eukaryota; Metazoa; Chordata; Actinopteri; Siluriformes; Clariidae. Gene Ontology annotation, molecular function: zinc ion binding.
CGCAGUGUUACACAGUGAGCAUGGCGAGGCUCACACACACACACUUGGCCGCGGCUACACCGGGAAUAAACCGCGCUAUGAUGAGGAUCAGCUCUAACGCGGACUGUGCGAUGUGAACUCGGGUGGGUGUGUGUGUGAGUGUGUGUGUGAGUCGGAACCCCGCCGCUUUUUCGUCGCACUCCGAUGCUGUUGCUACCUGCGGAAACCCUCGGCUGUAAGCUCACACUGGCCCCUUUGCACUAGUUGGAACUCCCGUCACUAAAAAGCAUGAUUGAAGACGGAGGGAGGAGAGGAAGGAUGAUGGCCGACAAGAGGCAGAUCUUCACCGAGAUGAAAGCGCAGAAUUUCGACUUGAUCCGUCUCUCUACGUAUCGCACGGCCUGCAAACUCCGCUUCGUCCAGAAGAAAUGCAACCUGCACCUGGUGGACGUGUGGAACAUGAUCGAGGCGUUUCGGGACAACGGCCUGAACACGUUGGAGCACAACACCGAGCUGAGCGUGUCCCGGCUGGAGACCAUCGUCUCGUCCAUCUUCUACCAGCUCAACAAGCGUCUGCCCACCACCUACCAGAUCAACGUCCAGCAGAGCAUCAGCCUGCUGCUCAACUUCCUCCUCGCCGCACACGACGGUGAGGGCCAGGGCAGUGUGACGGUGUUCUCCGUGAAGGUCAUGCUGGCGAUCCUGUGCGGAGGGAAGAUCGUGGAUAAACUGCGCUAUAUUUUCUCUCAGAUCGCAGACGCUAACGGAGCGAUGACUCUGUCCAAGUUCGACCUCUUCCUGAUGGAGGCGCUGAAACUGCCGUCCGCCGUGUUCGAGGGUCCGUCCUUUGGCUACACGCAGCACUUCGCACGCUCCUGCUUCCCACAGCAGAAAAAGGUGAUGUUGAACAUGUUUCUAGACACGGUGAUGGCCGAUUCUCCUCCUCAGUGUCUCGUCUGGUUACCCCUCAUGCACCGCAUUGCUAAUGUGGAGAACGUCUUACACCCGGUCAGCUGUUCGUACUGCCGCGGUGAGAACAUGCUGGGUUUUCGGUACCGCUGCCAGCAGUGCUUUAACUACCAGCUGUGUCAGACCUGCUAUUGGCGUGGCCAUGCCAGCGGCAACCAUAGCAACCAGCACCAAAUGAAGGAGCACUCGUCCUGGAAAUCUCCUGCUAAGAAGUUGGGCCGCGCCAUUAGUAAAUCAUUUGGCUGUGUCCCGAGCCGAGAGCCCUCUCACCCCAUCUACCCCGAGGACCCGGAGAGACCACUCGACCUCUCAAACAUCAUACCACCCCGCCCUGUUCCAAACAACCUGACUGUCUCAGCGGCGCCCCCUUGUGUAAGCUCCACCCCCAACCAAAGGGUGCAGGGUAUAGCUGCUGCUCAGCGUCUAAACGAGGAACACACAUUGAUUGCAGCUUAUGUGAACAAACUGCAGUCGAGUCCACGUGCUCUGGACAGCCCCAGCCGAAUGGAUGAGGAACACAAGCUAAUCGCGCGAUACACAGCUCGGCUAGCGUCGGAGCACGGCAACAAUGCUAGGGCUGAUCAGCUCGGCUUCGACACCAACAAGAACCAGCGGCAGCUCAUAGCACAGCUGGAGCAGAAGAACAGAGAGAUCCUGCAGGAGAUCCAGCGUCUGCGUGUGGAGCACGAGCAGGUGUCCCAGCCCAGUCCGGAGAAAGCUCAGCAGAACCCCACACUGCUGGCUGAACUGCGGCUGCUCAGGCAGAGGAAGGAUGAACUGGAACAGAGGAUGUCGGCUCUGCAGGAGAGCAGGAGAGAGCUCAUGGUGCAGCUAGAGGGACUGAUGAAACUACUGAAGGAAGAGGAGCAGAAACAGGCAGCCCAGGCAGCAGGCACUCCUCAGAGCUCUCCCAGCCACGCUGCCUCUCGUCCAAUCCCCAUGCCCGUCCGCUCCACUGGCUCCACCCCUACGCACACAGGCCACGCCCCCUCCCAGGUGCCUCAGGACUCUCUUGCCGGAGUGGGCGGAGACGUGUGCGAGGCUUUCGCUCACGGAGCACGCAGGAACCUGAGGAACGACCUUCUGGUGGCAGCCGACUCCAUCACCAACACCAUGUCCUCCUUAGUCAAGGAGCUGCACACUGAGGAAGACAUGGUGGAGGAAGAUGAGAGACUGCAGAACGGGAGAGACAGAGGUACGGCGGUUGGCCAGGUGAGAGCAGUCGCUCAUCAGACUCCACCCAGAGACGUGAAGCGCUCCGCUCACGCACCGCUCUCACGAUGAUGAUGAUGAUGAUGAAGAGACACGUGAAAAUGAUGAUCUGGAUCUUCAAGAGCCGCUGUUUAUACAUGAUUAUAAUCUUUGAAUGGAAGAUCAUGCAGUUUUAUUUGUUUUCUGAUUAGUUUUGAUUUGUUUUUUUGCUAAAAGGCUGUUUCGUUAAUAAGCUCAGUUUGAUUUCGCAUGAUUGAUUUUAGUUAGAGUUAAAAAAAAAAUAAAAAUAAACUACUGAUAUCAGGCAUCCCGUUUUGGACUGCGGACGUUCGAGGGGACGGGGAGACGCUUGUGAGUGAUGGUGCUGAGGAUGUUGUGAAGGACGGAUGAUGGAGGGUUGAGGUGGGAAAGUUGAGGAAGGUUAGAGAGAAAGUGCUGAGAGAGUCGUGCAGGUCAGACGCGUCGGGUGGGUAAAGAGAGAUUUGCUUAGCGUGUGCUGUGUUUAAGGAACCACACGACGGAACCGUGUUAAUUUAUUUUCUUUUUCUUUAUUUGCGACGUGUUUGCGGUUUUAUUUAUUUGCAUCGGACAGCCUUUAAGCUCUCAGAGGUGUACAUGUCGGAGGAGAUCUUCAUGGUCGUAAAUCUUUGGGCUCCAGCCAAAUAAGCGAAACCUAGUUUCAGACUAAAUCAUUUUUUAAAAUAUAUAUAUAUUAGUCCAGGGCUUGCCUUCGUCCGAGUUCUGUUUUAGAUCGACCCGUUUUUUUUCCGGGCAGCGAGUUAACAGGAAAUCAGCGCCGUGUUUCUCACUGAUCGUGUUUGUCUUUACUUGAAAACGUAUUUUGAUCUAGUGGCAGCUACGUUCUGGUGCUGAACACAAGACUACUCUUAGUGUGCUUUCACGCCUAUUAAUCCAUCUGAAUGAAUUAUUUCGAUUGGUUUAACGUGAUGUCCGAGGCGUCGUUUAGAGCUGAAGACGUCCCUGUUAAAUCAUAUGUUCUGGAAUAAGUAAAUAAAAGCUAAACAUUUUUUUUUUUUUAACCAAGUAGUAAAGCAUGGAGAACAUGGAGCUGGUGCUAAUAAAUGGUUUAUUUCUAUAAAUAACUGGAUAAAAACUUGUCAGUGUAUUUUCUUUAUUUAUUCUUUGGUCCACAUGGCAUUUCUGCAGCGCUCCAGAUUAGUCUCUGGUCAAAGCAAGUGAUCACAGCACCUCCUGCAGUGAGUCGAUUCCGAGUCGAGACGCUUUCUCAUUAGCGUUGACUCCGUGCCGCGAGUCGAUUAAGAUUCAAAAGGCAUUCUCAGUAUGGCUGGACGAUCUGCAGUGAGUCGAUUCAUAGCCGAAUCGUUUUUACCACCAGAGUUCACUUCAGGCAAGUCGAUCCGGAGGCAAACUGGUUCAUUAAGAGUCAGAACGGUUUCUCACCAGAGUUGACUCUAUGCAGUUAGUCAAUUCCGAGUCAUUCGCACUGGAGGUGAGUUCUUUAAGAGAGUCACUUCCGAGUCAAAUUGCUUUCUCUCUAGGCUCACUUCCAGCAGUGAGUCGAUUCCGAGUCGAAACAUUUUCUUGCCAGAGUCAAACUGGUUGAUAUAGAGUCAGAAUGGUUUCAUUCAGCGAGUCGAUUCUGAGUCACAACACUUUCACAUUGGGGAUCACUUCCUAAAGAAAGUUUCAGAAUAGAAAUGUUUUUUCGGGUCACUCCCGGCAGUGAGUCGAAUCCAAAGCGAAAUACUUUCUUGCGAUGAUCAAACUGGUUCAUUCAGACUCAGAAGGCUUUCUUACUACAGUUGAUCUGAUGCAGUGAGUCGAUUCAAAGUCAAAUCACUUUCGCGCUUGAGAUCACUUACUUGAGACUUACGUGAACACUCUAUGGUUCACGUGAUACUGUGAGUCUAUUCCGAUUGGAAUUACUCCCUUACUAGAGUUCACAUCCUGCGGCGAGUCGAGCAUUUUAUCACUUGAACUCAUUUCUUAGAAAGACUCGGAGAAGACCACUGUCUCAAUUGAGUUGACUUCGUGCUGUGAGUCGAUUCAGAGUCAAAUGGUUUUCUCAGACGUGGCCUGAAAUAGAGACCACGCAACAAAGGUUCUGUUCAAACGGAGAGCACGAGAGCGCUCUUAGCUAGCUAGAAAAAGUGAGGACAAUUUAGCGACAGAGUUAGCAUAACUGAAGAAAUUUUAUUAGUGCUGGUUCGAAACUAUCAGUAAAAUAUUGAACGCGCUGCUGUCUGUCUGUCUGUGUUGGAGACGAGAUCUCGGCCUGCCUUGGGUUUGGAACGCAGUGUUUGGAAAACGAGCCCUCUGAUGAUCGUGGACUGCCUCCUUUAAGCUCGCUUUUGUGUAAAUAUUGAAGUUAGAGAUGAUUUAGUUUUAUAGAACUUUAUUUUAGGUACAGACAAGAAGGACGAGGACUGAAUAUACGUAUAUGUGUCCUUAAGAGGACCCUUACCCAUGAUGCCUCUGUGUGUACACACACACACACACACACACAUCUGACCUGCUGUGCUGUGUAUUUUUUAUACAUGUGCAUUUGUGUAUGUGUGUGUGUGUGUGUGUGUGUGAGUACAUAAUGCUGGAUUGUCAUUAUAAUGAAGCUGACUUUUUACCCGAGUCCCAAGUGGGAUUGUGGGAAAUGUAUUUUUAGCCUUUACCCUGUGUAUAAAGGUGAAAAAAAAAAAUUAUCGCACAUAAAUUCUGCCAAAAUGUCUUGCAAUGUUUCUUGUGUGAGUGUGUGUGUGUGUGUGUGUUUCCUCAGUUUUAUAUAAACAAGCAAACAAACAAAACAGCUGUGCCUUUUUUUCUUUUUAGUAGAAUUGUGCUGUUUCUCUCUCUCUCACACACACACACAUUUUUCUUGUAUAACUAUACUUAUAAGGACUUUUUAAUUACCAAAAAUUAUGUUAUACGACGCCUAAAUCUAACCACAGCCUUAACUGGCACAACCAAAUAAAAAAAUUAGGGGA